GUGUGCAGUAUACAAUCAACGCUCAAAAAAUUCCCAAAGAUCUACACAGCCUCCUCCAUGAACCCCAUCCAUCUACCAGCAACAAGAUGACAAAAAGUUUCUCCGAUAAGCAGCUUAUCGAUAAGCCAGAUGGUUCCUAUUACCAUCACUGUCACGCAAAGCGGAUGCAUAAAACGGUGUACAAGCCAACACAUCUAUCUCUACUGGCUUCUUUCUACACGGGAUAGAUUAAUUCCAAAGGAAAGUGGGAGAAACGGGCAAGAGUCAAAGAUCUCCCUCGUACUCAAUCAAGUAAGUCAGUGUCGGUGUCGGUGUCGGUGUCGGUAGGUGUCUAGACUACAGUAGCAUUUCACUUCACAUGUCAAUGUGUUACACUUACCUUCUUGUCCUACGACAUCGGGGAAACUACUUUUUGCUUACGAUAUUCAUGAACCAUCGUAUCUAUCCACCCACUAUGUCAAGAAUCCAUGAAUUGAACUUUGUCCUUGGAAAUACCGCCUUUUUACCCCUCGAUUCUUGUUCCUCUCGAGUUUUUGCAGACCGUUGAUCCCCCUAUCUGUCUAUCUGUCAUCUGAUAUACUCCAAUAUCUACCAAGUGAUAAUCUCAAAUCGAUUUCACAAAUAUACCAAAUACCAAUAAUAUCUAAUAGCAAGGUCUUUGGUGCAUAAUAGUAAGUGAUCAUAUCAUCCAUCCAUUUCCGCUGCGCAAAGAGUCUUACCUUUGACGCUUUCAAGAACUUGUCGCACGCGACUCUUUGUGUUCAAUGUUUUAGCUCUAUUCACUUAACUUCUUCAUUCCCCCUCCUGUUCGCCUUCAUGACAUUUAUGAAAUUCCAUUUCUCUAAUAUCAAUUUUCAGAUAAUAGUCAAUAAUACUACGUGGAAGCUCAAUACACCGUACACCUAGCUGGCAACUCAGAUCUUACAUGUGAAAAACUACAUUAUAUGAAAAAUAGCUCGCGGGUCAAGCAUCACAAAUAUGUCAAACGAUCGUCUUACUUUUCCAACUUAUCUCCUCCCUUCAUUCGCAUUCCCCUUUCGUCGUCGCAAACACUCCUCUUCUACUCCUACUUCCAGCGCCGCGCCAUCAGUCAAUACAAAUACGCGCAGUUCGAUUCCAGGUUCAAGCUACUCACCUGCAAGUAGUUAUAGCAAUACCCCCGCCGCAUCCCCUACAUCCGAAACUUUUCUUGAGCGCACAAUCUCUUCCUCUUCCGCCGGGGCCGAGAAUGAAAUCAGGAAUAAUGAAUCAACCUACUCCCCUCAAACUCUUACCUCGCCCACAUCUCCUCAAUCCCAUCUCACUCGUGCCCACCCCUCUACAAUUCGCUGUCUAACCUGCUCUACCCAUCUCUCCUACGCUUCGCAAGUCGUCUCUAAAGGUUUCACUGGGCGCCACGGACGCGCCUAUCUCGUCGCACCGCCUCCAUCCGUCCCGGUUCCAGUAAUUCCCCCUUUUCCCCCCACCGCACACGACCGCUCAAAAAACCUCGCAAAUAUACGAGUCGGAAGACCUGUCAAUAGAGAACUCUUAACAGGUCAUCAUGUAGUCGCAGAUGUGAAUUGUAUGGUUUGUAACACAUUACUUGGGUGGAAAUAUGUGGAUGCCAGAGAACUAGGCCAAAAAUACAAAAUCGGAAAAUUCAUCUUGGAGACGAAGAGAUGUGGAAUUUUUAAUACGUAUGAAGAUGAUGAUACGACACCGCAUUCCUUGGAGUAUAGUUGUGAGGAUGAGGAUGUGAAGGAUGAGAUGGUGAUUGAGAUGACUGGGAAAUUGGGAAAUUGGAAUAAUGGAGGCAAGGGAGAAAAUGGUAGGAUUGGUAAAGAUGGAGAAUUAGCAGCAGUACAAGAACAAAGGAAGAAGAAGAGGUAAAGGAUGGGGUAAUUUGAUUCAGAGGGAUGAUGAAUGGAGGAACUUUUGAGGGAUUUGGGAUGGAGAUUGCAGAAAGGAGGAUUAGGAGGGUGGAUAGGAGGAAGAGGAAAUGGAGGGAAGGGUGGAUAGUGAGG
Molecule: messenger RNA, 2006 nt
Organism: Sclerotinia trifoliorum
Lineage: Eukaryota; Fungi; Ascomycota; Leotiomycetes; Helotiales; Sclerotiniaceae
Source: the annotation of a GenBank genome assembly